AUGACGCUCACCACAUUUGGCGUGGUGGCCAACGUCACUCCCACAAUCAUCAAGACCUUCUUCAGUCACUACUACAAGCAGGCAAAGAAGGACAAGCAGGACAGGCACACCGAGGCAAAGGACGAGUUCCUGUUUCACGAAGCUUUUGCUCUGGUCAAGCGAUUCAUCGAAGUGGCCACGCACGACACUGUCGAAUCCUUGCAAGUCUUGUGAGUCCAAGUCUCUGCGACAGCGUGUAUGCGCCACUGUGGCUGCGAGAUGGGUAUUGAUUGGCGAUGUUUGCGCUGGACUAAAGCUCCAUACCCUUUGCCUCCUUUCCCUUCACCCAGUACCAACACACAUGUUCCAUCUCAGCCAUGGGCCACCUGCGUGCCCGUCCUGAUUCCCUUGUCGUCGUGCGAUCAAGCCGCCAAGGUGCUCAUCGAGUACUUUGGUCCAGAUGAUCUCAAGAACGUGGUCGGCGGCGAGAAGUGGUGGCAGGUUCGUGGACUGAGCGGGGUGGAGGCCGAGUGGAUAGCACAGACCUCUGAUUGGAGGUCGGCAACGAAAGCCGAGAAACUUGCGAAGGAGGCAGAGGAACGUAAAGCGCAUGAGGAUACUCAACGUUCUCAGGCUUCAGACUCGGCCCACGAUGCCAAGGCGGAUGGUCCCGCCGUGCGCAAAUUGGCGGCUGCUAGGCGCCAAGUGUCCAAGAGGCUCGACCCGAGACACGUGAGGGCAGACACGCAGAAGAAACGAUCCAGCAAACGCGAACAGCAACAGCACAAGCAGAAAGAGUCCAAGCAAGCUCCGACGAUAGAGGUCGAUGAGGAAGAAUUUGGAGAUGAGAAUUACGAAGAAUUUGACAGGCUAAAGCGCGUCAUGUUGUACAUUCAUGAUGAGUAUGCGGCCCUGAACCCAACUUUUUGCGCCAGCGCUGACCCAAGACCACCACCUCUCCAUUCUGCGCGUUUCCACGGGGUGGAGGAUACUUUGGGAGUCUAAACACGCACCGCUUCUCGCUCGUGAGAUUUGCUCGCAAAUUUGGCGGCAGAGUUUUUGCGCCGAAUUACCGCAAGGCUCCAGGCUAUCCCUGGCCUUGUCCCCUCGUCGACGCUCUCGCUGCUUACUUCUAUCUCACCAAGCCUCCGUCCGAGGCGAAGCACAAGGCUGUGGAUCCAUCCAAUCUGGUGAUAGCUGGAGAUAGCGCAGGAGGUAACCUUGCUCUCGCGCUACUUGCCGUGUUGCGGGAUAUGGAUCUGCCCCCGCCUGCAGGGGCCAUUCUGAUCUCGCCCUGGUGUGACAUGUCCCACAGUUUCGAGUCCAUCCUACAGAACACGGACACCGACAUCAUUCCGCGGUAUGGCUUCAUCCACAAGCCCUCUACUCUUUGGCCAGUGCCAUCUAUACCCAAGGAAUCGACGCAGCAGAGUAGACCUACCACGCCAAAAGAAAGGCUGAUGAGUUACAUUGGCCAUUCGCACCGGUCGCCAGACCUCGAGGUACCUUCAGGAGUCUCCGAGGCAGGCCAGGCGGAGACAAGUGGGACAGCCGCUAACGCGGCAGCGACCUCUGCGAACAGCAAAUCGGGCCCAAAGAACCAUGAGGAUGAACAAGCAAAUUCGAAGCCAAGUGAAGACGACAUUGCUAUUCCCGCUCCUCCUAAGCACUUGAAGGCCGAGCCAAUGUACGUGCCACUCAGUCACGAUAAGAAUGGAGAAAAGGUCGAGCUGCGCUCGCAAGUGCAGCUGUACGCGACCAAUGAGCAGGUCUUUCAUCCACUCUGCUCGCCGGUCCUGCAAGGUUCUCUCGGCGGUCUACCGCCCCUUUACAUACUCGCGGGCGACGCGGAGGUGCUUCGAGACGAAAUCAUCUACCUCGCUCACCGAGCUGCGAAGCCCGCCGAAUAUCCCCUCAACGACGGUCUGCUCGCUAAGAAUGCCCGCGCGCGCCAGAAUGCGGAAACGUACAACAACAGCCCGACAAAGGUGCAUUUGCAAGUGUUUGACGAGCAGUGCCAUGUCUUGACACUGUUUGCGUUCACGACUUCUGCGCGAUACGCUUACAGAGCCAUUUGUUCGAUGGUCAAGCAUGUCACUGGCGCCCCGACGAACGCGAUCAACCCCUUUCCACGUCUCCAAGAAGCGUCGACAGGCGCAUCCGACGCUCCAAGCGAUCCUCCUGUGCACUCGACCGCAGGCAGCCACUCUGAGUCGGAUUCACAAAAUGGACGACGAUCGGCGCCAUCCGAUGGCGGCUCUUCUUCACUCGCUCCUCCCUCCACGAUCACCACGAGCGCCUCAUCGCGCUCCUCCCGAACUCUGGCUCCCCUGAACACCUCCGCUUCGCUUCAGAUGAGCGACAGUGACCAAGUGGAUUCCCCUGCCACAGUGACCCCUGUCUCCAGCGCAGCUCUCAACAAUGGCCAAAGCAGCGCCAAUGCAAACGCGCAAGCGCACGCGGCAGCGGCUUCUGGGUCGGAGAUUGUUGACGGACCGGUGCAAUCCAAGCAGGAACUGAAGCAGAAGCGUCGAAGAAAUGUAACGCUUGGCAGCACCAAUCAGUACGAUGGUGCGGUCCCACUUCGGGUGAGUACGAGGGCGCGUGCGUGCGAGUCUGCCUUGUUGGUGCUGACUACAUCACUUCCUACUUCAAUAGCGACCUGACCUAAUGUUCAUCCGCGAAAGAGUCGACGUCCGCGGACAGGUCCGAGCGCUCGAGGACGAAUCAGCUCUGCAGGCUCUGCGCAUGGAUAAGAAUGAGAUUGGGAUCUUCAAAGCUGGUCCAGUGCGCAGAUACUUGGAUGGUCAGCGGCAGUGGGACAAAAAGUUCGAAAAGGAAGCUCGUCGAGUGGAGAAGAGGCGAGCGCGCAACGAAGCGAAAGCUGCCGAGAUGCUGCGGAGAGCGGCAAAAGCUGGACUGCUCGAACCGCCCGAGAAGGACGAAGACGGCGCGAUCAAGCCUAGAAGAGGUGUUGCUGAGCCGUAUGGCAAGCACGCAUCUUGGAAGACUUUGGCUCGAUUUGGACCUAUGGAUCUGGGCGACGAGACGCCACCUCCCAGCGCACUGGCCGGCAGACGGGAUACAGAGGACGCCUUGCAGCUCCUGCGCAUUUCUCUGAGGCUCAAGCACCACGAAGCGGGCAUGGGCAAGCGAGACUGGGCCAGAGAACACUUGACUCGCGCUCCUCGUCAGAGCGCUGCGGAAAGACAGGUGGCUGGCGGCAAGAGGAGGCACGGCUUGACCAUGUGGAGCAGGCUAAUGGGCGCCGCUACUCGCGCUUCCACGACUGGCAAACAGGUCAACGUCGACUCGUACGGGCAAGAAUCGCAAUCGGCUAGAGAGGGAUGGGUCGACGCUUCUCCGGUCGUUACGCCAACAGUUGAACAGACUCGCUGA
This is a messenger RNA of Ceraceosorus bombacis, 3378 nucleotides long. Lineage: Eukaryota; Fungi; Basidiomycota; Exobasidiomycetes; Ceraceosorales; Ceraceosoraceae. The record is from the annotation of a GenBank genome assembly.